Molecule: messenger RNA, 7566 nt
Organism: Acanthopagrus latus (yellowfin seabream)
Lineage: Eukaryota; Metazoa; Chordata; Actinopteri; Spariformes; Sparidae
Gene: nr6a1a
Product: nuclear receptor subfamily 6, group A, member 1a
Exons: 11
Coding region: 281-1759 (492 amino acids)
Biological process (GO): regulation of DNA-templated transcription
Molecular function (GO): sequence-specific DNA binding; zinc ion binding; DNA-binding transcription factor activity
Source: RefSeq, a predicted model, not a curated record
GCACCAGCCCUGGGGGUGUGGAUCCAGUUAUUCGCCGCUGACUGGAAGCAGAAGGCUACAUCAUGAGACGGCGGUCCGAGCAGUGAGCCACCCGGGCUGAGGACAGGGACGAAACAGUGGCAGCUCGACUCACUUCAGACUGCUACACCACCACCGCCACCAGCAGCAGCAGCAGCAGCAGCAGCACUGUCCGCUCACCACCAUCAGCAACAGUGUGCAGCUUUUUCGUGGCGGUGAGAGGCGACGCCGGGGCUGACCAGGGAUCAGCCCAUGCAGGAGGAUGGAGAUAGAGAAGAGGACGAAUGGGUUCGACUACCCGGAGAGAAACAACGCCAAGUCUGUUAGCGGCUUUUACAGUGACCAUCCUUUGGAGUCUGAACAGAACGACAGCAUGGAUGCAAUCAAUGAAAAUAAUUUAGAUGAUCCAGCUGACCAGCGUACUUGCCUUAUCUGUGGAGAUCGCGCCACAGGCCUGCACUAUGGCAUCAUCUCCUGUGAGGGCUGCAAGGGCUUCUUCAAGCGCAGCAUCUGCAAUAAGCGUGUAUACCGCUGCAGCCGCGACAAGAACUGCGAGAUGUCACGCAAGCAGCGUAACCGUUGCCAGUACUGCCGCCUGCUCAAGUGUCUGCAAAUGGGGAUGAAUCGCAAAGCAAUCAGGGAGGAUGGCAUGCCAGGAGGGAGGAACAAAAGCAUUGGGCCCGUUCAGAUCACAGAGGAGGAGAUAGAGCGGAUCAUGUCGGGGCAGGAGUUCAAGGAGGACGCCCCGGAGCACACCUGGGGCAACAAUGGCGACAGCGACCACAGCUCUCCCAGCAACGGAGCCUCGGAGGGCAACCAGCCAUCACCUGCCUCCACUCUGUCAUCCAAUCGCUCUGUGGAAAUGAAUGGCUACACGGCAGCCCUCAGGGACCAGUAUAUCAACACCUCCAUGUCUACACACUACCAGCUCCUACCUCACCUGUUCAGCUAUGCUGCCCAGUCGGGCCUGCUGGCCCCACAGCCCCGCAGCCUCUACCCACAGUCCCACCCACUGGUGCUGCAGCUGGUGGCUGCUGAAGAUCUGGCCCCCCUGGCUACCCCUAUGCUCAUAGAAGAUGGGUACAAAGUGACACAGGUGGAGCUGUUUGCCCUGCUGUGUCGCCUGGCAGACGAACUGCUCUUCCGUCAGAUCUCCUGGAUCAAGAAGCUGCCAUUCUUCUGUGAGCUGUCCAUAGAGGACUACACCUGCCUGCUCAGUUCCACCUGGCAGGAGCUCAUCCUUCUCUCCUGCCUCACCAUCUACAGCGCCCAGAUAUUUGGAGACCUGGCAAACAUCACCGCCAAGUACACCCCAUCGGACGAUGAGCUGCAGGGCUUCAGUGAGGAUGGCAUGGAGGUGAUGGAGAGGUUGAUAUAUCUGUUUCGCAAGUUUCACCAGUUGAAGAUCAGUAACGAGGAGUAUGCCUGUAUGAAAGCUAUCAACUUCCUUAACCAAGAUAUCAGAGGCCUGUCCAACACCUCCCAGCUUGAGCAGUUGAACAAGCGCUACUGGUAUGUGUGUCAGGACUACACUGAAUACAAGUACCCGCACCAGCCCAAACGCUUCCCUGAGAUCAUGAUGUGUCUCCCUGAGAUCCGCUGCAUUGCAGGGAAGCUUGUGAAUGUCCCUCUGGAGCAGCUCCCUCUCUUGUUCAAAGCAGUCUUGCACUCCUGCAAAUCCAGCCUAACCAGCUACAGGACCGGCCAGUCGCCCUGUGUGACCACCUCCUCCGGAAACUAGACCCCCGCCCCCAACCCCCCGAGUCAAGGGACUGGUCUCCCCUCUUGUGAAUGUGACAAGCAGCUAGUUUGUUUUUGUAACUUUUUUCUUUAUAUAUUUAUUACACGACAGAGCUGAAUGUAUGCUGAUUUACACUGUGCACAUGCUUCUGUACAAAACAAAUGCUCAUAGAUGCAUUGGUCUUUGGAGUUUACAAGUGUGUAUCCAGUUUGCUCAAUGUGUCAGUGUUGCUAUUGUUAGAGCUAGACUUUAAAAGAGUUUAUUUUAUUCAGAUGGGGGCGGAUAGACACUUGACGAGUGUUUUGAGACUACCUCAGGAAGAUGUUGUUGCUAUUUUCAGGUACCUUUUCUUGCUGUUAAAUGAAGAGUUGCCCAGUCUAAAACCAAAUCCCUGUGGCUGCUUUUGGCACCUCAAUCAGAGACUGAAUGUUCUCAGGAGCUGCAUGAAUCAAAGAUUGAAAAACAGUGUUUUAAUGCACUGAAAAUGCAAAAUGAAUUAGCAACACUGAGCUACUUUAUCUGCAUGGUCUCUCAGACAUUCUGCUUAUGGGAGGCGGUCUUGUCAAUUUAACAUUCCAUGAGUUAAGGUGACUGUUGGAUCUGUGGGAUCUUCAUUGAAAAAGGAGCAUACGGGUAUUUUUUACAAUCAUAGACUGGGGAUGUAAGGCUUUAUUGCAGGGAAAGGGGAGGGUAGCUAUGUUUGCUGAUUUUAGUGUUAAUGUUUUUCUUUUUGACCAAAGUGUUAUGCAAUGCUUUUCUCAAACACCCAUUGAUGGGUAAGAAGCUGAUAGCUCCACAAAAAAGAUUUCUUAUCAAUGAAGGAUCAGGAUAAGAAAUGAAUCAAUCUGUGUCAGAGGGAGAACCCUCUGCUGGACAGACGAGUAUGUUGCCGGAUUUCAUUCAAAAAGCUGCUAAACGUGCACAUUCUGGUGCACACAUGUAUGCACAGAGCAGAUGUGACCCCCCAGUCUUUGUUUUUCCCUCUGCUUCUCUUCUGAUGGUUAGUUUCUUGGGCACUGCUGCCUUUAGUGCCAGGAACUAGAUGCAUUGUAGCCUUUCAACACACUGUCACCUAAAUCCAAGGUCCAUGGUACUGGCUGUUUGGUUAAAGGUGGUGGUCUGUGGGAACUCUUACAUUCUUCCAUUUAUACAGAACAAACUCAAUCAGAAAUGCAACACUUUUGAAGUUUUGAACAGCAAUACAUUAUAUCUUCAAAGAAAUAAAAGCUUUGUAAUAACCAUCCUCACAGUGGGUAAAUGUAUAGAUAAUUAAGCUUCAAUUAAUAGUUAUUGGACUGUGAACAUUGGAAUACCAUACAAACCAGUUAUUAAGCACACGUACAUCUUUGUAAACAUCAGUUGCAACUUUAUAAUAGCCAUCUAAAUAAUGUUUACAGAAGAACUACACAUUAUUUCUGAACCGUUUACAAAGUAUUAUAAACAUUAGUUGCAAAUGUACGAUAAACAGUUGGUUUGAACAUGGUUUAUAAAGCAUUUCAGUGUUUGUUAACAGUGAUAUAACUAUUAACAAAGGUUUAAUUAAAUGAUACUUUGAUGAUAGUUUCAAUUAAUGAUGGUUAUUAUAAAGUGUUACCAAAGUGAUAUGCCAGAAUCAAAAUGGAAUUGACGAUGACUGAAUCCAGGUCUGAGCAUGAGCCAAAUGAAGGAGAGUUGACAAAAAGUGCUUAUAAGUGCAGUAUGUAAGCUAGUUGAAUGUUGAAUCUCUUUCUCAUAUUGUCAAAUACUGAUGCUUUCAGUCAGUGGCCAGCCUGACCAACCAAACCAAAGCAUCAGUAUCAGGAAAGGGAUUCAUCAAUCAACUGUGUUUCUAAAGAAUCAUUUUUUCCACCUUUAACACUCCGUGUUUGUGGCCUCCAGUUCAUUUGGAGGUGGUGUAGAGUGCUAGCUUCGGUUUGCUCAUCCACAUUUAAACCAGUUGGUCCAUUCAGCGGUUGUGUUGUGACCAGUUUAUAUCAGUUUUACAGGAACUGUUUUCAGGUCUUGUCAGGUCCAAUCACAAUUUUGCACAGACCAAAGACCAUUAGCAGUUCAUGUUGGACCUGAUCCAGAUCAGUUGUGGUCCUCAGUGUUCAGUGCUGGUUCAAGUUGGCCCAAAGACCAACAAAGGAACUUUGUUUAUCAACUGGCUCACACACAGUCAGCAGAUUAUCACUUUAACCUUGCUAGCGUUGGAUUCAGUGUGAUUGAUCUGCCUCAUGUGUCAAUGGAUCAAGGCCAGGUUUAGAGAAUUAAGGUGACAUACCUCCAGCUUGCAUACCCUAUUUGACAGAUAUGCACAUUGUUUAAAAAAAGCCAUAGAAAAUGGUCUUUAUUUUUGAAGUAUGAGAUGAUCAUGUCAGACCACUUGAAGUGUCUCCUUGGAUUCCUCAAGUUUUCAGCCAUUUCACGAUGUACGAACAAUUUGAAAUGCAGACAAAAUGCAGUCCUUGCAACGACUCUCUUUUUUGCACACAACGGUGAGGUUCUGAGACCUUGACCCUUGAACGCGGCCACUGCCCCACCCAGUGUGUUCCUCUCUCUCAGGUCCCUGCCGACCUGGAUCUAAACAGGGUAAAGUGAGUGUUAUGUAUUGCAUUCAGGAGUUCCUCAGUGACCACACUGAUGUACUUGUAAUAUUAGUAGAUGUAGAUUCCAGGACAUUGUAGGUCCUCUGUAGAAACGUGUUUUUCUUUUCCACUUUAUUUCCGCCAAGGUCCCCAGCCCAACCUCCCACCCCCACCCUUAUUCAGCAAAAGUGGAUGUGGUUUGAUGGUGAGACAUGCAGGGUGGAUUUUUCUCUUGGCAUUAGUGAUGGGCAGAGUGAGAGGCAUCAUCAAAAUGUCACAGCUUCUCUCUCCUGUUACCAUCCGCCUCUCUGUGUGCAGCCUUAACAACACCAACCGUCCAAUGCAGUGUCCCUCUUUCAAAUUCCAGUUAGUCUCUUUUUCUCUUUUGAUUUUUUUUAAAAUACAUUUUCAUGUACCUUUUGUAGUUAUUGUGAAUGUUUUGGGUUAUUGUUGUUUUUCACAUAUUCAUUGUUCUUUUGUUUCUUUUUUGGGGGGAUGGGGGAGGGGGAGUAAAGACAACCACUGUCAUUUUAUAAACAUUGAAUGAAUUCUUGACCUUUUUCGGGUGUUAUUAAUAACUCAUUCCCCUUGUCCACAGUGGUUCAUGAAAACAAAGUAUUACUCAGGAGAUGUCAGCCACGUUUUAUAUGGACAGUAUUGAUAUCUUGGAGCCUUUUACAUAUUAUUUUGAAUCAUUUUACAGUUCAAAUGUGAUGUUUUUGAGCCAUCUGUGGUUCCAAACUUGAAUGAAUAUGAAUAUACUAAUUUCUACCACCAGGACUCUCAGAGCAGUUAAGAUAGGUGUGUGCAUAAUAUCGUCUCUCUCCAUAUCCUAAAAUGUGCAUCAAUACUCACAGAGGCUUCGGAGGUCAAAAGGGCAAUUUCAUCUAAAUGAUAAAAGACAUACGAUAUUUUUUUUCUCACUUACCUCUACUGAUACCUAACCAUUCAGAUAGCUCUGAGUUUGUUUUUCAUUUUUUUCAGGUUUUAAGAUAUCUGUCCCCCCUCAACCCAAGGGAGGUGAAUAGAAUUCACCAUCAUAAUCUCAGCAGAUAAAAUCAUCAUAAUUGUCUGCAUAGCUGAGUAAGGCAAGUGAGAAAACAUGGGGUGUGUUUUGUUUUUUUCAAUUUUGGCGAAGUGACCUUUUAAACCACAUAAUCUCAGGGAUACGUACUUUUUUUAAACAAAAGUCUGAGUGCUGUGAUUCAUCUAUGAAUGAAAACUCCUCCUAAAAUCCUUUACCACUGCUGAGAAACAGCUACAAUUAAGUGUCAUUGUAGUUUUUUCCCCCAGAAAAAUAUAUCUACAUUCUAUGCGCUGUCAAGGGUUAGUGUCAGAAUGUAAAGCGCAAGGGCUGCCAUUUUGCACUGAAGUCUGUCUGGAAAAUGCUUCUAAUCUUAGCAGUAGAAGAAGAGAGAGGUUCAGGAUGGCCUACCACAAACCCACUUCAGCUCAAAGUAACUCCAGGAAUGCACUGAACAUCACAGACUGCUGAGAUCUGACAGUGGUAGAGGAUCUGAAGGGGGAUUUUUCCUUUAAUGUAGCAGCAAAUGAUAUCAAUACCCACCUCAGCUCAUCAACAAUAACUAAAAGCUCACCUCAGCUACCUUGCUGCUACUGCUCUGACAUUUGAACUGUUGUAUUUUUGAUACACAUGCUAAGAAGUGUUCUUUAUAUUUUCUGUAUUUGUAUUUUUUUUUUUUGCAGACAAGGGAUAUGUCAUUUGCAAUUUCUGUACUGAAACUACCUCUUUAUAUGUCAUCAUGUUGCUUUAAAAUGGGUGAUUUUUGUCUUAUUUAUUGGUUUCAUUGCACCAAUGUUCUGUUGUUUUGUUUCUCUUUAUUUCCCUCAAUGACCUCUCAGAUUUAUAACAAGGGCUGAUACCUGUUUUCUUUCUCUUCUUUUUUUAAUGUGUAAACUUGUUGCCUCAUGAUCCUCUCUACCUCACACUUGCCUGCUGUCAGCAGCUUUCACCAUUUCUGACCUCCAACUCAAAAGCAUGCUACACGCCAGACACUCUUAAUUUCUCAUGUCAGAGAUCCUCUUCUUUUGGCUGUAUUUCGUGUUAAAGUAGUGUCAUCUGUCAUUAUUACUUCUGCCCUGUUAUCGUGACUACCAAAGAUGAAAGAAUGACAAUGUCAGCAUAGUGAUGAAGCAUUCACAUAAUGCAUUCUUGCUGCAGUUAACCAGUGCUUUAUUUUUCUUUGUUGACCUUUUCCGAGUACAUCUUGUUAUCUUGUGAAUGGCUGUUUGCUGUGUACACUAUACUCGCCUCAUCAUGAUAUGCCAGUGUGCUUGCUCUGUUGUUCUCCAUGAUUGUAGUUCACUGGUAAUACUUCAAGGUAACAUGGAGUGGUACCAGUGGGACUGCUAUCAUAUCUGACUCUGUCAAUGGAGCUUGUGAUCGAUUAUCGAUCAAAGAAUGUCAAACUGACAGCUCCUACUUACAGUUUACAUGCCCCAGCUCACUCAACCACAGACAGAUGACUGAAGAGUAAUCACUGGGGUUGGACCCAUAUGGCUUUUGAACAGAAAACACCUGCAUCAUGGCUCCUACAAUAGGGAAACUUUUAGAGGUAGUCAUCAUUUGCAUACUUUUCCUCAUUUUACCCAGUGUGACGUUAUUGCCAAGAUUUGGAGAUGCAUAGUUUAACCAACUUAUUUGGAAGUGAAAACCAGAACUAACAGUGGGUUUUACCCCAAAUGGUCAUUUUAAACAUCCAUUAAAUGUUUAAAUUGUGCAAACAUCCAUUUGAUCCAGCUCACAAUGGAGUCAUUCAGUAGUUUCCUAUGAAAGGUCAAUGCAGGCAAACCAACACGUGUCCAACCUUAGUACUGUAACACUGUAAUAGGUGAGAUCUGGAGCACAGGGUUAUAGUACACUUUUAAUAAGUUGCAGCAACUUGUGUUAAGAGUUAAACGCUCCAGAUCUCAUCUUUCUUUUCGAGAAUCCCUUACCACUGUUAGAACCCUGUUGUACAGGAGCACAAGAUGAGAAGAGUUCGGUGCAAGUAGAAGAAAGAGUAGAAGAAUUUUAACAUAUCUCAGGGAAGAAAUAGAUUUACACACUCAUCAUCUUUGACAGACAAUUGAAACGCCUUUGUUUUUAUCUUCCAAAAUCUCUUGUCUGCUCUUGUUACUUUAACUACCUGUGAAGAAUGUGAUCCGUUACGUGUUGAAAGCAUGUUUAGAAUGUGUUAGGACUUGAAACCAAAUAAAUGUGAACGUUAUGCAAGUACA